UCUUAUCAUUUAAUGUUUCAUCUUUCAUUACCAUAUUCAAUGCAUCUAAAGUUCCGACAAAUAAAGAGAAAUGGAUCAGCUACUAUGGAGAGUAUUGCCACUGUUAACACUCCUAAUUUCAUUCUCACUAUUCUUCUAUUUACAAUCUCCUAUUAUAAAGUUACCAGGAGAUGAGUGCAGUCUUCUUCCAUAUAGUCAUUAUUGGAUAUCCAGCAAACGUAUUUUGACUUCACAAGGAUUCAUUUCUGGAUCAGUGGAGAUAAACGAAGGGAAGAUAGUUUCUAUUGUUGAAGGUUAUGGCAAGAAGGAUAAUUCUGUGCAUCAAGUGAUUGAUUAUGGAGAUGCUGUUGUCAUGCCUGGCUUGAUUGAUGUGCAUGUACAUCUUGAUGAACCCGGGAGAACUGAUUGGGAGGGAUUUGUUACUGGUACCCAAGCUGCUGCUGCUGGAGGUGUAACUACCGUCGUUGACAUGCCUCUAAACAAUCAUCCAACAACCAUGUCUAAGGAAACGCUAGAACUUAAGCUUGAAGCUGCAGAGGAUAAAAUCUAUGUCGAUGUUGGUUUUUGGGGAGGCCUGGUUCCUGAAAAUGCACAAAAUACCAGUAUUCUUGAAGGUCUCUUAGAUGCUGGUGUUCUUGGUUUAAAGUCUUUCAUGUGUCCUUCAGGAAUUGAUGACUUCCCGAUGACUACUAUUGAACAUAUCAAGGAGGGAUUGUCUGUGUUGGCAAAAUACAGAAGACCUUUACUUGUGCACUCCGAGAUUCAACAAGAUUCUGAAAGUAGUUCGGAACUUGAAGGUAAUGGCGACCCUCAUUCUUACAAGACAUAUCUCGACACUAGGCCACCUUCUUGGGAGGAGGCAGCCAUUAAAGAACUUGUAGAUGCUACAAAGGAUACUAGAAUCGGUGGUUCUUUAGAAGGAGCACAUGUUCACAUUGUCCACUUGUCUGAUUCAAGUGCUUCCUUGGAUCUUAUUAAGGAAGCAAAACGCCGUGGGGACAGCAUCAGCAUCGAAACUUGCCCCCAUUACCUAACAUUCUCAUCUGAAGAGAUACCAGAUAAAGAUACUCGUUACAAGUGUUCCCCGCCCAUUCGUGAUGCAUCAAACCGAGAAAAGUUAUGGGAGGCUCUACUGGACGGACACAUUGACCUAUUAAGUUCUGAUCAUUCACCAACUGUACCUAAACUCAAGCUUCUUAAGGAAGGUGACUUCUUGAAAGCGUGGGGUGGCAUAUCAUCUUUGCAGUUCGAUCUUCCAGUGACUUGGUCAUAUGGGAAGAAGCAUGGGUUAACUCUAGAAAAAUUAUCGUUAUUGUGGAGCCAGAAACCUGCAAAAUUAGCGGGGUUAGAAUCAAAGGGAGCCAUUGCAGUUGGAAAUCAUGCAGAUAUUGUAGUGUGGCAGCCAGAGGUGGAGUUUGACCUUAACGACGAUUAUCCUGUUUUCAUUAAACAUCCUAGCCUGUCUGCAUAUAUGGGAAGUAGGUUAGCAGGAAAAGUUUUGGACACUUUUGUGAGAGGAAACCUUGUCUUUAAGGAUGGUAAGCAUGCUCCUGCUGCCUGUGGUGUUCCGAUUCUAGCCAAAUGAAUUGGUUAAGAACAUGAUGCUAUUCACCUUGUGACAUAAAUAAGAGGUGAAAGUAGCUGUUGGCAUCAGUGAUUAAGCUAGAUUGUAGCUUGUUUUGUUGCUGUAUCCGUUUUGACGCUGAGGAUAUUUAUGUAUGUAUAUAUGCGUGCGUGUUUCUAUAUUAAAUAAAUGUUAAUAAGAACGGUGUCGUGUCAUGUGCAGAUACGUCUUCGCCAAGAAAAAGUAGCAGUAGCAGUAAAUUUAAAGUACUUGACUUGAAAUCAUGCUAUUCGGUUACAUUUUUUGAUUUGUCUGGUUGAGUUUUACUUUAUUUUGAACUACGUUCUUAAAACAAUUUCUCAUGUCUUCGUUGGUUAAUUCCUUAUUAUUUGGACGAUAUCAUCUGUAUUUCUGUUGAAACUCUAGCCAACAUUAUUGAUCUCAGACAUCACUAUGGCCACCUGAGAAGCUAUGGUUAUGA
Medicago truncatula (barrel medic) is the source of this 2045-nucleotide messenger RNA. RefSeq names its product allantoinase. Gene Ontology annotation, molecular function: zinc ion binding; cobalt ion binding; allantoinase activity. Gene Ontology annotation, biological process: purine nucleobase catabolic process; allantoin catabolic process. The record is from RefSeq and is a predicted model, not a curated record. Lineage: Eukaryota; Viridiplantae; Streptophyta; Magnoliopsida; Fabales; Fabaceae. The transcript is spliced from 16 exons. Gene Ontology annotation, cellular component: cytoplasm. Bases 71 to 1585 code for a protein of 504 amino acids.